AUGGUAAAGGAUGGGAGAGAGGCGAAGGGGGCGAGGUGGAGGAAUGCGGAAGGGAAGGUGUACAGCUCGGAUGAGGAGAAGCUGGAGACCCCUGCCGGUGAUGUAGCUGGCAGCGAGCAGGAAGAAGAGGGCUCAGGUGGUGACAGCGAGGAUGAAGGUUUCCUGGACAGUUCUGCGGGGGCCCCUGGGGCUCUUCUGGGACCAAAACCCAAGCUCAAGGGAAGCUUGGGGACUGGAGCUGAGGAGGGGGCGCCUGUGGCCACAGGGGUGGCGGCACCCGGGGGGAAGAGCCGGAGGCGCCGCACAGCCUUCACCAGCGAGCAGCUCCUGGAGCUGGAGAAGGAGUUUCACUGCAAGAAGUACCUGAGCCUGACAGAGCGCUCCCAGAUCGCCCAUGCUCUCAAGCUCAGCGAGGUGCAGGUCAAGAUCUGGUUCCAGAACCGCCGGGCCAAGUGGAAGCGCAUCAAGGCUGGCAAUGUGAGCAGCCGCUCUGGGGAACCCGUGAGGAACCCCAAGAUCGUCGUGCCCAUACCUGUGCAUGUCAACCGCUUUGCUGUGCGCAGCCAGCACCAACAAAUGGAGCAGGGGGCCCGGCCCUGAUGCCCAGGGAAUGCAGUGUGGAGGACCAGUGCCCAACUCACUGGCUUUGGGUUCCAAAGGGUUGUGGCGGACUCAGCCGAGAGGCCAGCUGUGCCCCUAACCCAGCCGGGCUGGAGAUGUGGAUGCUUGGCCCCAGCCUGUUCUAGAGACCUCCAGGACUGGGGCUUCAGGUACAGGGGCUUGGGUUCUGGUGGCCCAAGCCCUGGGGACCAUGGCAAACUCCUGGGGCAGGUCACAGUGGGGUCACAGAGCAUCUGGGGCCUGAAGGUCCCUGACUGAUGCCUCAAACAGCUUCUGGCAAGGAGGAGUCCAGGGUAAUUCCAGCCAGGCGGAGCACAGCUCCUUAUUUAUUUUGUGUAAAGUUUGUAUAUAUGGAGCCAUCAGUCUCUGUCCAUCUGUCUGUCUGCACCCCUGAGAGAGACCAGGAAAGGUCUGUUUCCUCCAUCCUCGGCCAGAGCUCUUCUUGCUUUGGUGUGGGCACUGACAGGCCUCUCUGGUACAAAGACGUACAGUCUCUGUGGAAAUCAUUCAGCUUCUGUGUUCCCACUCACACCUCUUCCCUGUGCUCCAACCCACUCUGUCCUGUGCCCGGUAAACAGGCUCACUUCUUCCAUUGGUUCUGCCUUCCCUUGGGAGUGGCAGCCAGCUCUAGGGUGAGACUCACGCCCAUUGGUAUUAAAGGGAAAUGAAAUCUGUAACCCUCAUUUGACUGUAGUUAUGUCACUUGUCCUCUCAGUAGCAGGGCAGGGUUGGGGCUCCCUGGGCCCACUGUGAGCUCCUGAAGAGCUUCCACCUCCCCAGCAUUAAAUGGCUCUCUCCUCCCUGCUACACUGCUUUGAAAGCUCAGCUACCAGUGUCUUCUGUUACAGAACAAGUGGAUUCAGAGGGUCACAGCCCAUGGUUGUGGGAGGGUGUGCAUGGUAGGGAAGACCAUGGAGAUAGGAGCCAGAUAGGAGUUUUGGGAUCAGAACUGUUGAAAAACUAAACAACUGUGUCAGUGGACAAAGUUGACCCCUGGAGCAGGGCUCUGAGGAUACAGCUGCAGACAGCAGGUGGUGGGGACUGUCACAGAAAUCCAUUGCGGCUGGCAUCAUGGUGACAGGGCCUCUUGGGAGAGAAAAGGACCUGUACUCAUUAGAGAGGGGAAUUGGAGUGGACAAUGGGGCCUCUGAGAAGGCAGGCAGGCUAUGGAGUUGGCAGGGAAUCCCAGGAACUAAGGCAAUAAGGUCAGGGGUCGGGGUCAAGUAACUGGUCAGCCUCCUCACCACCACAGAGGCCAACUUCCGGCUACUCCCAGUCCCCAAGGUGAAACUAGAGUGUCUCACCCACUCAAGCAGCGGGUGACACUGAGAUCACCUCUCCCUGGCCUUCACUACUCCCAGCUGGUGUUGGUACCCUGCCCUGCCACAGCAGCCCACAGUGAUGACUGACCAGCAAUGCUGAUGUCACAACCUUCCUGUGAGUUCACAGGUCCAGGGGAGGUUACCUCUGGUCCUCAGUUGCAUUUCAGCAGGGCUUGGGAAUUCAGCUGUCCUGACCUCAGCGUGGUCCUGCACUCAACACCUACAGGAUCAGGCACUUUCCAGAUGAGCCAGGCAGAGGCCGAUGAUGACAGGUGCUGUCCUCCGUUCAGCAGGGCUGGACCAGAGGCUCUGUAGCUCUGUCUCCUGUGCAGCUGCCUAACCUGGGCCCGCAGGACUCAACAGCACAAACAGUUGGCCAUUAGGAGACUGAGAUGACCAUUGCUGGGGUUCUCCAAGUCCACGGGCCAAGUCCUGCACACUUGUGCCCUGUCUUUGCUUUUAAUAAUAGCCUUGCA
This is a messenger RNA of Fukomys damarensis (Damara mole-rat), 2419 nucleotides long. It is a transcript of the gene Gbx1, whose product is annotated as gastrulation brain homeobox 1. Gene Ontology annotation, molecular function: DNA-binding transcription factor activity, RNA polymerase II-specific; RNA polymerase II transcription regulatory region sequence-specific DNA binding. Gene Ontology annotation, cellular component: nucleus. The transcript has 2 exons. The record is from RefSeq and is a predicted model, not a curated record. Lineage: Eukaryota; Metazoa; Chordata; Mammalia; Rodentia; Bathyergidae. The coding region runs from base 1 to 600 and encodes 199 amino acids. Gene Ontology annotation, biological process: regulation of nervous system development; regulation of transcription by RNA polymerase II.